Messenger RNA from Piliocolobus tephrosceles (Ugandan red Colobus), 916 nucleotides. It is a transcript of the gene CLEC3B, whose product is annotated as C-type lectin domain family 3 member B. The coding region runs from base 175 to 783 and encodes 202 amino acids. The record is from RefSeq and is a predicted model, not a curated record. NCBI's taxonomy places the organism in Eukaryota, Metazoa, Chordata, Mammalia, Primates, Cercopithecidae. Gene Ontology annotation, biological process: ossification; bone mineralization. The transcript has 3 exons.
CAGGCUUUUGUGUUUGUUUUAUUUUUUUGGCACGCCUGCAGCCAAGUUGGGGAGGGUUUCCUGGACAGAGGUCCUUUGGCUGCUGCCUUAAGACGUGCAGCCUGGGCCGUGGCUGUCACUGCGUUCGGACCCAGACCCACUGCAGGCAGCAGCAGCCCCCGCCGGCACAGCAGCAUGGAGCUCUGGGGGGCCUACCUCCUCCUCUGCCUCUUCUCCCUCCUGACCCAAGUCUCCACCGAGCCACCAACCCAGAAGCCCAAGAAGGUUGUAAAUGCCAAGAAAGAUGUUGUGAGCACAAAGAUGUUUGAGGAGCUCAAGAACCGUCUGGACACCCUGGCCCAGGAGGUGGCCCUGCUGAAGGAGCAGCAGGCCUUGCAGACGGUCUGCCUGAAGGGGACCAAGGUGCACAUGAAAUGCUUUCUGGCCUUCACCCAGGCGAAGACCUUCCACGAGGCCAGCGAGGACUGCAUCUCGCGCGGGGGCACCCUGGGCACUCCGCAGACUGGCUCGGAGAAUGACGCCCUGUACGAGUACCUGCGCCAGAGCGUGGGCAACGAGGCCGAGAUCUGGCUGGGCCUCAACGACAUGGCCACCGAGGGCAUCUGGGUGGACAUGACAGGCGCCCGCAUCGCCUACAAGAACUGGGAGACCGAGAUCACCGCGCAGCCUGACGGUGGCAAGACGGAGAACUGCGCGGUCCUGUCAGGCGCGGCCAACGGCAAGUGGUUCGACAAGCGCUGCCGCGAUCCACUGCCCUACAUUUGCCAGUUCGGGAUCGUGUAACCCUUGGAGGGUCUGGAGGAGGGCGGGGGCCGCGGGAGGCCGGGAGGAGGGUGGAGACCUUGCAGCCCCCAUCCCCUCCGUUCGCUUGGAGCCUCUUUUUGCAAAUAAAGUUGGUGCAGCUUCGCGGAGAGGA